AUGCAUCUGCAAGCCUCCUACACCUACCUCGAUCUGAGCUUCUAUUUCGACGAUGUUGCUCUGGAGAGCGUGGGCCGCUUUUCCGGGAAUUGGCCGAGGAGAAGCACGAGGGCGCCGAGCGUUUUGAAAAUGCAAAACCAGUGCGGCGGCCGCCCUCUCUUCCAGGAGGAGCAGAAGCCUCGCCAAUACGAGUGGGGUAAAACCCAAGACGCUGUCGGAGCCGCCGUGCUAGCGGAGAAGAACCUGAAACAGACCCUUGAGAACCUGCCUGCCCUGGGCUGUGCCCCCGCAUACCCCCGCCUCUGUGACUUCCGGGAGAGCCGCUUCCGGGAGAGCCGCUUCCGGGAGAAGCAGGUGAAACUCAUCAAGAAGAUGGGCGACCACGUGACUAACCUCCGCAGGCCGGCUGGCCCCCAGGCUGGGCUGGACGAAUAUCUCUUUGAGAGGCUCACCUUCCAGAACCACCAGGAGCCUCCGGAGCCCAGCAGGCUUUGA
This is a messenger RNA of Lagenorhynchus albirostris (white-beaked dolphin), 495 nucleotides long. RefSeq names its product ferritin light chain-like. Bases 1 to 495 code for a protein of 164 amino acids. The transcript has a single exon. Gene Ontology annotation, molecular function: ferric iron binding; ferrous iron binding. The record is from RefSeq and is a predicted model, not a curated record. Lineage: Eukaryota; Metazoa; Chordata; Mammalia; Artiodactyla; Delphinidae. Gene Ontology annotation, biological process: intracellular iron ion homeostasis; iron ion transport. Gene Ontology annotation, cellular component: cytoplasm.